Molecule: messenger RNA, 631 nt
Organism: Prorocentrum cordatum
Lineage: Eukaryota; Dinophyceae; Prorocentrales; Prorocentraceae
Source: the annotation of a GenBank genome assembly
GACUUCGUCGCCGACCCGGGCCCCAAGUGCCCGACGUGCUGGCUGCUCAGGAAGUCACUGCAGCUGCCACGGGCUGGAGGCGCUCCGCGCAGAGCUCCGGAUGCAGGUCGUGCUCGUGAUGCACUACUCGGAGGUCGGCAGGCAUCUCGGGUCCAACACCGCCAAGCUGCUGCUGCACUUCGGUGCGGAGCUGCUCGUCUGGGGGCUCGAGUCGCACGAGCGUCGGCUGGCGGAGAUGGUGGGCGCUGAUCCUCGAAGAGGGACCGUUGUAUUGUUCCCGUCGGCCGGGGCGGUCGCAGCGAGCGAGAUGAGGGGCUCGGCGUUGCCUCGCCGCGUCAUCGUCGUGGACGGCGGCUGGCGCGAGUGCAAGAGGAUGAACGAGUCCAUCGAUUCUCGGGUCCGCAGGUGCGUGGUCACCGGCGCCACGCGCCAGGAGUACGGCGGCACCCGCAAGUACGCCUCCGGCGCAGGAGACGGGGGCGACCGGGUGCAGACCGCGGCGGCCUUCGCCGCGCUGCUGGAGGAGUUCGGCGAGGCGCCGGCGCACGUGCUCGCCGUGAAGGAUGGCCUGGCUCACUUCAUGCGCUGCUGGGAGGCGCAGAUUGGCCGCUCCAAGACGUUUGUUACCUGA